Molecule: messenger RNA, 154 nt
Organism: Perkinsus marinus ATCC 50983
Lineage: Eukaryota; Perkinsozoa; Perkinsida; Perkinsidae
Exons: 1
Source: RefSeq, a predicted model, not a curated record
AGGCGCCCAAGAUCCGAACCAGUUGCAAGUUCCAUCUCGCCGAGAGAGCGCAACUCCUGAACAAUCUGAGGUCAAGCCAGAUGUGACUCCUGAAGAGACCGAGCAGGAAGAGGAUGACACUGAGCAGGAUGGUGACGUUAAGUCCAGCAUGGAG